AUGAAUGCUACUCUACUCAAAGGAUCAGCCACAUCGCACAAAGAUCUGCAUCGAGUUAAAGUUCGAGCGGCCGAGGCCGUGAUCAUUCUGGCAGAUCCAAACAGUCGGGAUCCGGCCCAAGAUGAUUGGGAAAACAUUAUGCGUGUCGUUUCGAUCAAACAACUGGAUCCAAAAUGUCGUAUUAUCUGCGUAUUGACGUUGUUUGAAAACAAAGUGAGUUCUUUUAUGACUUCCUCUGAAUUGGAAUGCUGGGAGUUGAUGAAAAUGUGA
Messenger RNA from Echinostoma caproni, 270 nucleotides. The record is from the annotation of a GenBank genome assembly. Lineage: Eukaryota; Metazoa; Platyhelminthes; Trematoda; Plagiorchiida; Echinostomatidae.